AUGGAUCUGAACUCUGGAACCUAUGAUGACAUCAAGGUCAUUCACAGGGCCAGUGAGUUAGGCAAUAUUGAAAUGGUGAAGUACCUGAUGAAGAAGGGAGCGUCUUUGCAACCGGUAAAUCGCUUUGGCGAAAACACCUUAUCCCUGGCCAUCAAGAACAGGCAUUAUGGUCUUAUCAAGUUCCUGAUUUUGAAGAAAGCUGUCCUCAAAAUCCCACCAUUGACAGCCGUAAUGCGUUUGCAACAAGCUGUAGCCAACAGGGAUAGUUCCUUACUGCAUGCUUGGUUCCUGGGUGGGAUCGACAUGGAUGGAAAGGAUUACAAUGGCCGUACGGCCAUGCACCUGGCUGUGCGCAUGCGUGACAGACAACUUGUGAAGCUUCUGCUGGGUUAUGGGGCCACACCUUUGGUGAGCUCAGACUACCAUCUGCUGUCCAUUAUAACACUAAUGCGUGUAAACAUUUCACUCAUGUUUGUUUGUAUUGACAUCCUUGUAUUUUUUAUUUUUAAAGUAAGAUUUUAG
Messenger RNA from Clupea harengus (Atlantic herring), 522 nucleotides. RefSeq names its product L-asparaginase. Gene Ontology annotation, cellular component: BRCA1-A complex; BRCA1-BARD1 complex. NCBI's taxonomy places the organism in Eukaryota, Metazoa, Chordata, Actinopteri, Clupeiformes, Clupeidae. Gene Ontology annotation, molecular function: ubiquitin-protein transferase activity; protein binding. Gene Ontology annotation, biological process: protein K6-linked ubiquitination. The record is from RefSeq and is a predicted model, not a curated record.